This is a messenger RNA of Parascedosporium putredinis, 702 nucleotides long. Lineage: Eukaryota; Fungi; Ascomycota; Sordariomycetes; Microascales; Microascaceae. The record is from the annotation of a GenBank genome assembly.
AUGCUCGGUAGGCAGCGAGAGGCAAGUCGCCGUCGCCGCCAAGAGCACAUCGGACGCGUCCGCCGUGUCCCCUUCCCGCCGGACCCCAACUCGUCCGCGUCCACCAUCAACACGGUGGAGCGGGAGAUUCGCGAAGCCGGCGGCGAGGCCCUCGCCGUGCAGGUGGACACGCGCAGCGAGGAGAGCGUGGUGGCGAUGCUGGACGCCGUCGCGCGCGAGUUUGGGCGCAUCGACGUGAUCGUGUACAACUCGGGCGCCAUCUGGUGGUCGUCGGUGGCCAAGACCCCGAUGAAGCGGUUCCGGCUGAUGCAGCAGGUCAACGUCGAGGGCUUGUACGCCACCGUGCAGGCUGCGCUGCCGCAUUUUGAGAGGAACGGGUGGAGGGGCCGCGUGAUCGUCGCGAUCCAAUCCGCGGCCACGCCCGAGGCAGAGAUCCAAAAGGAUCUCCGCAAAGCAACCAUAUACUCCGACGCCAUCCUCGAGAUGCUGAGGACCCCCGCCGCCGAGAUCAGCGGUCGCCUCGAGCUAGACGAAGACUUUCUCCGCGAGAGGGGCUUCACGGAUUUUGACAAGUACAGCCUAAUCCCCGGCGCGAAACCCCGGCGCAUCAUGCCCGCCAAGCUGCCGGACCUGACGGUGGCGGAGGAGGAUGACGAGGGUGUGAGGAUGGACAGUACGACGAGAGUGAAGCCCAAGAUUUGA